Molecule: messenger RNA, 4603 nt
Organism: Syngnathus acus (greater pipefish)
Lineage: Eukaryota; Metazoa; Chordata; Actinopteri; Syngnathiformes; Syngnathidae
Gene: lrmda
Product: leucine rich melanocyte differentiation associated
Exons: 7
Coding region: 471-1172 (233 amino acids)
Biological process (GO): melanocyte differentiation
Molecular function (GO): protein binding
Source: RefSeq, a predicted model, not a curated record
GAUGUGCGUUUAAGUCUUUGCCCUCCAUGCACAUUGACUUGCAUGGACAUGAAGGCGAGACAACGGCCUCUUUGUGAUCCCAAUGGCUCCGUGGAGCGCUGUGUGAUAUAACAAGGCGGCUCAGAGUGCGGCGCGAUGCACUCCGUAAAUUCGUGAGCAAGCCGCCCACUGCCAGCCUGCCAGCCAGUCAGCCAGCAAGCGCGGGACAUUUCCGCACACGCGGGUCAGCUGAUCGAGACACGCGGAAAGCACUUACUAACAGAACUCCACCAAAAAAAAGAAAAAAAAAAGUCCCCCGCACGCUGAGCACACUGUUAGUAACUUUUAGCCGCUCCACGGAUCCACGACACACGUUUACACGCCUAGUCCUGCGUGAACUCCGCAUUUCGCAUGACACGUUGAGGAAGAGGGAGAAAGCGAGCGAGCAAAACAUUCGUCUGCUGGACGUCUGCUCAUUCCGACUGGUAGUGAUGGCGCACAGGGAGUCCCCGGUGGCUUUGAAUGGAACUCAUAUUUCCUACAUUGGACAUGAUUGUAAGGACAUCCCAGACUUCCUCGGUGACUCGUUUGGAGAUUUUGCCAGAAGGCUUGACUUGAGCUUCAAUCAGCUAAGGUCCCUGGCAGGCCUCAAAACGUUCACUGAGCUGGAAGAGCUGGUCGUGGACAACAAUCUGCUCGGGAAUGACCUCCGGUUGCCCAGGUUACCUAACCUGCACACCUUGACGCUUAAUAAGAACAAACUGACUGAUAUUGAGGCCCUGCUGGAGCACUUGGCUGACGUGACCCCGUCGCUGGAGUACCUCAGCUUGCUGGGCAAUGAGGCCUGCCCCAACCAGCUGGUCAGCCUGGAUAAAGAUGAGGAUGACUAUCAGAGAUACAGGUAUUUUGUUCUGCACAAGCUCCCGCAGCUGAAGUUUCUGGACACCAGGAAAGUUACCAUUAAAGAAGUGACUGAGGCCCAAGCGAGAGGAGCAUUCAUGAAGGUGCUCAAGCCCAAGUCGGACACUCCGUUAAACGAAGCCGGAUUUGAGAACCGCUCUGUGCCCUACACACCUCUACCCCGAGGAGUCAGGGAUGCUACAAACCACAAAGGCCACUUUGCCAAGUGCCGUUACAUCUACUACGGCAAGCAUUCCGAAGGAAACAGAUUCAUCCAGAACGACCAGCUUUGAUGGCACCGUCUGGUCCAGGAACAAGAGGGACAUCGGAGAACAUGGCUGAUGACGCACAGGAAGAAAAAUAAUGCAAUUUAUUUUUUUACAUUCCACUGAUGAUAAUGCACUUAAAUCAACCGACUGCUUUGAAUCGGUAACAAAAAGAUCUUUUAAGACAGUAUUGUUGACUUGUGUAGCUGCCUUCUGCUUGCGUGUGCGCACACACACGUACACACACAGUGACAAACAGUUUCAAGCUAUUGCGUGUCUCAGCCUGGCAGCCAUGAUGGAUCACCCAUCUACUGCUGCCACUAAUCAAGGGUGAAAGGGGUGACGGUCACACACCUGAGACCUGACAUGGACACAUCCGCCCCCCGACACACACACACACACACAUACACAAGCACACACACGCGCACAAAAUAGAAAGCACUAAAAUGUUGCAAAAUGUUGGCGAUUGGACUCUUUCGAUUUAAAAAAAAAAAAAGAUCUGGUUCUUAUUUUAGAUGGCGAAAGAAAAUCCUCAAAUCUCGAUUUGAUUGUGUGAAUACAUUGCAAUGAAUAUGCAAGAUACAAACAUUUUGAAUUCCACAAUGUACAAUGAAUUCCACUGGUUUUAGUCAAUGAAAUGUAAUCUACAAUAUAAUUUUGGACCAUGUUUUGUAACAUUUUUCACUGUAAUACUUAUUUUUCAAAAUAAGCAUGUUGAGUUGUUGUUCACUCGGGGACCGGUGACCAAGAUUAAAGUUACAAAUCAGGCAUUAUGACAAAUUCCUCAUUUAUGCUGACACAAAACUUUUGAAUUGUUUUAAAUCUAUUGUUUAGCCAUUUAACAUUUGUACUUUUUUUUGUGACUGUCAAUCAGUUAACAUUACAUAAUGAUUGUGUACCUGCUCCUAUGAUUGAUUUUAACUGAAGUAUAAAAAAAUUGCACCAGACACUUGCCUUGAAUCUAAAAACGAAUCUCAAACUCAUAGGGCAGUUAGUCAGGCGUGGUGCCAAUGUUACCGUAUGUCGCUAAUUACUGACAUGAUGUAAAACAGUCCAUUUAAAUUGAAAGCCCAAAUCACCGUCUGUAUCCUGAAACAUGGUGUCCCGGCUGACUCUAGGCAAAAGGUUGGCUACAGCAGACAUACAGUAGCUUGGCUGCAAUUCCUUAAUAGUAGUGCAUGACAAAGUAUAAAACGGCAUUGUCCAAAUACUUCCGGACCCAACAGUGGAAACCGUCUUGUAUUUCAUAGCGCGCACACAUACAGUACAAAGGCUAGCAAAGGAGCCUGCGGGGCUUCUAAUGCAGAAUGUCACUGAUCUGUUCUGAUGAAGUAGCGUGUCAUUUUUGCUUUAGCAGGAAGUUCCCAAGCAGCCAGCAGCUGUGAUGCCGAGUUCAGGGUCAAGAAGGCCGCAGCCUGCAGGUGAAUGUGCAUCUCUUAUACCUUAAUUAACCUAGCAGCCUUAAAAAGGCAUACCUCACGAGCUCAGAGACGAGCAAAUGUCAAGGCGCCGUGGCACCGGCGUCCGUUCUCAAGAUGCGCUUUGCGCUCCGGUGUGGCAGCUCGAGAAGGAACGCACGCUUGACGAGGAUGGGAAGUGACACUCAGCAAACUCGGGAUGUCCUCCAGCCAGCUCCGGUGGCUCAGCGCCUGUCAAUUCUAGCUCCGUCACCGGCAGUGGCUCAAUGGCAGCGCCUGUGACACAUGUCACAAACUUUUAAAUGUCUGCUCUUUUCAGCAGGAUGGCUGGGCGCACGCUGCAGCCAGGGGAAGGAUGACAUUUGUAGCGUGCGUGUGUGUGUGUUUGUGUUCAUGCCUAUGCACGUGUUGUUGUGUGGCCCUCUUCUUUCUGCCUCCUCGGGCUGUCAGUCCCAGUUUCCUGUGAGCAUAUCACAACGCAGACAAAUAAAUCUUGUCAUUUUGAAACGCCGCCACUAGUGACCACGCUCUUGAAUGACAUGUCAGCUGGAAUAUGGUCACACAGUCCUGUGGGAAGUGGGCACGGACUACACUGUGAACCACGCUCGCAUAUCAAAUUGACGGAAGGCGAUCACAAUAGUGCAUGAUCUCUGACAUUUCCAUUGACUAUCUGAGCAUAAGAGUCAGUAACGCAGCGUUGGUUGACACAAACGAGUUGAACCCCCAACUGUUGAAUUUGACCAUUUUUAUUUGUACAACAUACAAGCUCCUAAAUUUCUUUUUUUAUUCAAUUUCAUCAUUUUCUCCUAACACAAAUGGUGGCUGUGCGUGAUCGACCUCCCCAAAAGGCACGCUCUUGUUCUGUGUGACUCGGUCCCCUGUCAAAAUCACUAAAGGCCAAUCAUCCCAUCACAGCGUUCAAAGCCCAGAGCUGUGAUGGCUGAUUGACAUCAGCUAAUGCAAAUAUACAAGGAGCCGCAGGAAGAAAGGGGACUCGUCUUUGAGUGACAACAGUAAAAAGAGGGUCGUUAAAACAAUGUUUUAAAAAUUGUUGAAAUAUGAUACUUCCAAAAAUAAUUAAGGCAUGUCUUAGUGUUUCAUUUUAAAAAAAAUCUCAUUUUGUGUUUUUGUUUGACAUUUUGUUUUUUGGAUACAAAUAUUUUUAUUAUGGAGAAACAAUUUGAAGCAGAGCUGAGUAGGGGGAGAAUUAGAAUUCAGCAAUGUGAUUGGCCAUAUUAAGGACGAUAAAAGAAAACCAAUGAAUUUAUUUCACAGGGGGAAAAAAUGAUAUUUAGACGAGUGCGGACGUGCUUGCUCUUCGACAAGAAACAUUUGUCAUUGGUUGUGGGACGGAGGGUUGUGGGGGGGGGGGGGGGUCUGUGCUGUUCUAAUUAGCUUGUCAGGGGGCCUCAGGCUGAGCGGGCUGCUUGUGCUAAGAAAGAUGGACACACUGACACGCGAGCUGACAGCCAGUCGAUAAUGUGGCAAUUAAUGUCAUAAAUAAUUCCACUGCCAAUUAUGUCAAAAUGGACUUUCACGCUGCGACUCCCUUAUCAUUUCCUCUGAUAAAAAGAACAAGCCCUCUAUAAUUAAAUGGCUUUUUAUAUGGAAAUAGAACAUAGCCCCUUCACAUGGUGCCGCAAGGAAAACAUUGUGAAUAAGAAUGAAUCUGCUUUCUCUGACCUUUACCUCAAUGGAGUCAUGUGACACAACCUCCAGGCUCUUAAAAUGUCAUUGGCUUGUUUGCUCUACAAAAGAUAACCUCAUUGGAGAAUACAAAGACAAUUAGGAACUAGUGAUCGAUCCUCACUGAUAUCCGUAAAAGGUUGCGAAUGCUUAACCAUUAGCAGGGGUAUUGAUCGUGACACUGCAUCACUCGCUGGGAAAAAAUGAUAACCGUUCCUGGGAAUGAGAGGCCGAUCAAUUGUGGCAGGUAAGAAGAGUCUGUGCUGAAAGGCUUCUCAGAUGUGAAUGUGUUGUUCUCAACAGUUUUUCUUGCAAAUUUUUCUAAAUAGAAACAUAAAUCCAUGGCCAAUCCUG